This is a messenger RNA of Micromonas commoda, 669 nucleotides long. RefSeq lists its product with no specific name. Gene Ontology annotation, biological process: DNA replication, Okazaki fragment processing. The transcript has 2 exons. The annotation marks the transcript as partial. Gene Ontology annotation, molecular function: DNA binding; 5'-flap endonuclease activity. NCBI's taxonomy places the organism in Eukaryota, Viridiplantae, Chlorophyta, Mamiellophyceae, Mamiellales, Mamiellaceae. The record is from RefSeq and is a predicted model, not a curated record.
GGGCACGUCGUCCUCGUCGACGGCAUGUCCAUGAUAUUCCGAUCCUUCUACGGUUGGAAGAACCGCGCGGAACCCCUGUUGAACAGCAAGGGCGAGGACGUCAGCGUCCAGUACAGCGUCGCGCACGCCAUCCUCGGCGUCUUGGAGCUGGACCCCACGCACCUGGCGGUGUGUUUCGACGCCAAGGGCAAGACGUUCAGGCACGAGAUGUUCACGGAUUACAAAGCCAACCGGCCGCCGACGCCGCCCGAGCUCAAGGAGACGAUCCCGCGCGUGAUCGAGAUGGUCCGACGCAUGGGCGUGCCUCUGUUGAUGACCAGCGGCGUGGAAGCGGACGACAUCAUCGGGACGGUGGCGAGACGGAGCGUGGAGCGCGGACUUCACGUCAGCGUGGUGUCGCCGGAUAAAGAUUUCUUCCAGCUGCUCGGCCCGCGACUCUCCGCGCGGGGGUUGGUGCCGUACACGGAGCGAGAUUUCCGAGCCGAGUUCGGCGGGCUCGAUCCCGCGCAGUUCGUGGACUUGUUGGCCAUGGUCGGCGACUCGUCCGAUAACAUCCCGGGCGUGGAAGGCAUCGGUCCGAAGACUGCGCCGAAGCUGUUGGGCGAGUACGGCAACAUCGAGGGCUGCGUCGCCAACGCGAUGGAAAUUCGGAAUAAAAGGGUGCGGGAA